Magnolia sinica is the source of this 955-nucleotide messenger RNA. Its product is annotated as oil body-associated protein 2B-like. The coding region runs from base 43 to 777 and encodes 244 amino acids. The transcript is spliced from 4 exons. NCBI's taxonomy places the organism in Eukaryota, Viridiplantae, Streptophyta, Magnoliopsida, Magnoliales, Magnoliaceae. The record is from RefSeq and is a predicted model, not a curated record.
GAAUCUCACAAGGAGAGAGAGAGAGAGAGAGAGAGAGAGAGAAUGGCUUCGAGCGAUGAGUCUGCAGGAGUAAUGCCUGGUGGAGAUGCACCACUUCCAGGAAAGCCAAUGACAAUGGGGUCACAGCUGGUGGACAAAGGAGCCCAGAUGCUCCAGUCCAUGAAACCUAUUAAGCGGAUGCAGCAGCACGUGUGCACCUUCGCCAUCUACAGCCACGACAUGAAUCGCCAGAUCCAGACUCACCACUACAUCACACGUGUCAACCAGGAUUUCCUCCAGUGCGCUGUCUACGACUCCGACGAUUCCUCCGCUCGACUUAUCGGUAUGGAGUACAUCGUGUCGGAUCGUAUCUUUGAAGCCCUGCCAGCUGAAGAACAGAAGCUGUGGCAUUCCCAUGCUUAUGAGAUCAAAGCCGGUCUGUGGGUGAAUCCUGGGGUGCCAGAGAUGAUACAGAAACCAGAGCUACAAAAUCUGGCCAAAUCCUACGGCAAGUUUUGGUGCACGUGGCAGGUUGACAGAGGUGACCGGCUUCCUCUUGGUGCAGCAGCCCUAAUGAUGUCCCCGCAAGGGGUGAAUUUAGGAAUGGUGAAGCCAGAGCUUCUUAAGAGCAGGGACGAUAAGUACAAGAUAUCAAGCGAUGAGCUGAAGAAAUCAAGAGUUGAGAUUGAGGAGCCUGAAUGGAUAAACCCAAACGCGGACCACUGGAAGCAGACUGGGAAGGGUUUCGCCAUCGACAUCAUUCCAACGGUCAUGAAAACAAGGGCACACUUUCCUUGAGCUAAGGAAAACUAGGUACGUCUUGUAGUUCUUGGAAUGUGUUUGUGCAUAUGGUACCUUGCUUUUGAUGAUGGUUAUUACUAGUACGUUUGUAUGUGUAUGUAUGGCUUAUUAUCACCGGGACCAAUUACGUGGAAAUAGGGUAGUAGGUUGUAUGAAUGGGCCUUUUUUUGGCACA